Nycticebus coucang (slow loris) is the source of this 1647-nucleotide messenger RNA. RefSeq names its product threonylcarbamoyl-AMP synthase-like. Gene Ontology annotation, molecular function: double-stranded RNA binding; tRNA binding; nucleotidyltransferase activity. Gene Ontology annotation, cellular component: cytoplasm. The record is from RefSeq and is a predicted model, not a curated record. Gene Ontology annotation, biological process: regulation of translational fidelity. NCBI's taxonomy places the organism in Eukaryota, Metazoa, Chordata, Mammalia, Primates, Lorisidae. The transcript has a single exon.
UCUCCACCAGAGAUGUCUUCUGCGCGUUGGUGCGGCGGCAUGAGGGCCGCGGUGUCUGCCAGCCUGGGGUUGAGCGAGGAACCUGUGGGCUCCCGGAGCGGCCGCCUCCUCCGCCCGCCAAGCCCUGCUCCGGCGAUGCCAGGGGCCCGGCUGUUGCGGCUCCCAGGGAGCUGGGCCGGGCAGGCCGCGAGCUCCGAGCGCGCCGGCUGAACGGAGGCGCUGCGGGCCGCCGUGGCCGAGCUGCGCGCCGGCGCCGUGUUGGCGGUCCCCACCGAUACGCUGUACGGCCUGGCCUGCUCGGCGAGUUGCUCGGCGGCACUGCGCGAUGUGUACCUCCUCAAGGGCCGCAGCGAGGCCAAGCCGCUGGCGGUAUGCCUGGGCCGCGUGGCCGACGUCUACAGGUACUGCCAUGUAAGAGUACCAGAGGAGCUCCUGAAAGACUUGUUGCCAGGACCAGUGACUCUGGUGAUGGAACGCACAGAGGCUCUCAACAAGGACCUGAACCCCUUUACUCCUCUUGUAGGCAUCCGAAUUCCUGACCAUGCCUUUAUGCAAGAUUUGUCCCAAAUGUUUGGGAAACCUCUUGCUCUCACUAGUGCCAACCUCAGCUCCCAGGCCAGUUCUCUGAUCGUUGAGGAGUUCCAACACCUCUGGCCUCAUUUGUCCUUGGUCAUUGAUGGAGGACCAAUUGGGGAUAGCCAGAGCCCUGAGUGUCGCCUUGGCUCAACUGUGGUUGAUUUAUCUGUGCCUGGAAAGUUUGGCAUUAUUCGUCCUGGCUGUGCCCUAGAAAGAACUACAGCCAUCCUCCAACAGAAGUACAGGCUGCUUCCCUCACAUGAGUCCUGCUUGUAAAACUCAGAAGGAGGGAAGGCCCAAGGACUGGUGCUCGAUACUAUGUGUCUGUACACUAGUGGUUGGCAAGGCCUCAUUUGCAGAGGCCGCUGGAGCUACAUCACUAGCCUGACCCCUUAGGCAAAAUAGACCAAGGCCCAGAAAGUGCUGUUUUAGCUUGGCACUUGGGGGAAAGGUUGUACUUAUUAUUUAUAGUUUAAUCUGUCAGCCAAAAGCUGAAUAAAGAGGUUAAGAACAUUCCUAGGUGGCCUUAUUCUAAUUGAACAGUAAUGUAAGUAAGAAAUUUGGAAUCUUGUGCGAGCCUCCUCUCUGGUGGCAUUCAAGGUUCAAACCAGGUAGAAGUGCUAGUGCUGUUUCAAACUCUCAGGUAACCAAGGACAUGGAUUGGGCUUCCAAAGUUGGAACCAGGUUAGGAUAAAGAGUAUGGAGCCAUAGACCAAGCACGGUUUCCUCUGAACCAGCAGAGCUAGUGGAGCCCUAUGUUGUGAUUGCCUGGCUGGGAACACUCAUUCGGUCUAACAGCGGGAGUUCUGCUCAGAUGGCAGGGAGGAGAGGUGUGGGGAGAAUCCAGAUGAAGAGAGUAUUAGAAAGAAAUCUCUAUUAUCCUUUUCAACCAGUGACCUUCUUAUUUAUUCAGAAAACAGGUUAUAAUUAUAUCUCAUAACCCUAUAAAACCUUUAUUUAAAUCCAGUGUUGGCAGCUUUUUGUCUUUAUUUAUAUGUAUACCAAGUGUUAAAUGUGAUUAUUGUUGGGCAUUUGAACUUUAUUUUUCUUUAAUAUAAAAAAUGCUGCUAU